ACUUCUUUUUCCAAGAUGGCGUCGAUGAAGGACAGCGACACCGGCCUGUGGCUUCACAACAAGCUGGGCUCCACGGACGAGCUGUGGACGCCCCCGAGCAUCGCCUCCCUCCUCACCGUGUCCGUGAUCGACAACAUUCGGCUGUGCUUCUCCAGCCUGUCGCCGCCGGUGAAGCUCAAGCUGCUGCUCGGGAUGCUGCAUCUCCCCCGGAGGACCGUGGACGAGAUGAAGGAGGCGCUGUCGGAGAUCAUCCAGCUGGCCACGGUGGACUCCGAGCCCUGGGUCCUGAUGGUGGCCGACAUCCUCAAGUCCUUCCCGGAGACGGGCUCGCUCAACCUGGACCUGGAGGAGCAGAACCCAAACGUGCAGGACAUUCUGGGAGAGCUCAGGGAGAAAGUCGGUGAAUGUGAGGCGUCCACCAUGCUUCCUCUGGAGUGCCAGUACCUGAACAAGAGUGCGCUGACCACCCUGGUGGGACCGCUGACUCCCCCUGUCAAACAUUUCCAGCUCAAGAGGAAGCCCAAGAGUGCCACCCUGCGAGCCGAGCUGCUCCAGAAGUCCACAGAGACGGCCCAGCAGCUGAAGAAGACCGCCGGAGUGCCUUUUCACGCCAAAGGGAGAGGAUUGGUGAAAAAGAUCGACACGACAACUCCUCUCAAAGGGAUUCCUAAAGCGCCGUUCCGCAGCCCGCCCACCCCCAGCAUGUUCAGCCCCCCCAGUAACCGCACGCCCAUCGCCCCCCCGCGGACGCCGCUGCGCAAAGAGAGAGGAGUGAAGCUGUUAGACAUCUCCGAGCUGGACGCCGUCGGAGGAGGAAGAGAGGCCAAGAGGAAGAGGAAGAUCCUGGAACCGGAGGCUGGAGAGAAAGCGGCGAAAGAGGAAGCGGUGGUGGAGAACACGACGCCCGACUACGCCGCCGGCCUCGUCUCUGCGCAGAAACUGGGGGCGCUGAACGAGAACCCCCUCCCCUCCACCAGCUACCUCCCGGCCACGCCCAGCAUGGUUCCCUCCUCCUCCUACAUUCCCAGCUCAGAGGCGCAGCCAGCCAACGCCGGCGGCUCCGGCCGGGACCCGCUGCAGGCGGCCCGCCAGCCGGAGGAGUCGGCCACGGCGGGUGCUGGUGCCGGCGCCGCCCUCCCGGGCCAGUACAAGCAGAGGACGCCCAUGUACAACGCCAGCACCGCCGCCAACCCCGCCACGCCCACGUCGCCCAGCACGCCGGUCUCCACGCCCGCCAGCAACGGCCCGGCGGCGGCGGCCACCGCCGCCACCCAGCCGGAGACCCCCACCCAGCCGCCCGGCACGCCCCAGACCCCGACGCCGGCGCCGGCCCCCGCCACGCCGCAGCCGCAGCCCAAGAAGAACCUGUCGCUCACGAGAGACCAGAUGUACGCCGCCCAGGAGAUGUUCAAGACCGCCAACAAGGUGACCCGGCCCGAGAAGGCGCUCAUCCUGGGCUUCAUGGCCGGAUCCAGAGAGAACCCGUGCCCAGAGCAGGGGGAGAUCAUCCAGAUCAAGCUGAGCGAGCACACCGAGGUGCUGCCCAAGGCGGACGGCACGGGCAGCACCACCAUGCUGGUGGACACGGUGUUCGAGAUGAACUACACCACGGGCCAGUGGACCCGGCUCAAGAAGUACAAACCCAUCACCAACACCUCGUGAGGCGGCGCUGCCGCCGGACGCCGCCGCCUCCCCCACGACGCUCACAGAUCCACACGUUUACACGCAGAAAAACAAGUAUUCGCAUCCGGGCCAAACGGGGCACCGGGAAGGUCAGAGGUCACGGAGGAGCCGGGACGCCGGAGUCUUUAGAGCUCGUCUUCUGUUUCGUUUCCUUCUCGGUUGUUUUCCUCUCUUGUUGUUUUUUAAGCCUCCUCUGAACCGCGCCAUGCUCAGGAGCAGGGGAACCCCGCGGCGUUCGCACCGGCAACUUGUCUCCAGCCCUCCUGUACAGACGCGGCGUCCGUUCGCAGCAGUGUUUUGGUGACGCGACUGGGACGCCGGAUAGUUCCGUUGGGAGCCUUCCGGUAGAUGUUCAAUCAUUUUUUCAUCCUUUUUUCAAAAGAAGGGAAGAAAAAUAAAGUGACGACAGACUCAACACGUGGUUUUGUUUCUUCUCUCGCGUUCAGAAUGACACCAGAUGACAAACUUCAUUGUUUUUCUUUUAUUGGCUUAAUUAUUAGAAAUUAAAAAUAAUGUACAUUUUUAAAGCUUUUCCUCACUUGAAAAUAAACGAAUCACACUGGA
Salarias fasciatus (jewelled blenny) is the source of this 2247-nucleotide messenger RNA. RefSeq names its product negative elongation factor complex member A (gene nelfa). Bases 16 to 1662 code for a protein of 548 amino acids. The transcript is spliced from 11 exons. The record is from RefSeq and is a predicted model, not a curated record. Gene Ontology annotation, biological process: negative regulation of transcription elongation by RNA polymerase II. Gene Ontology annotation, cellular component: NELF complex. NCBI's taxonomy places the organism in Eukaryota, Metazoa, Chordata, Actinopteri, Blenniiformes, Blenniidae.